AUGACCGAACUGCGGAAUAUGCUUCUGUGGGCUUUGGUUUUUGUAGUACAGGUGAGAUUUCCUUCAUUUUUCCCAAUGAAAAAGUGGAGAUGAAAACUUCAGAUGAAAACUUUGAAAAAAUGAUUAUUUUUGUCUAUCACAUCUUUUUUUCGAAAUUUUAUUUGGUUGCUGUAGCCUGUCAAAAAAACAAAAAAAUCGUGAAAAACCGUAAUUGGAACAAUGAACGGGUUAUCUUUGAAAAAAACAAAAAUUUGACUAAUUUCCAAGUUCAACACAAUAAAAAAAUUUGUUCUUUCAAUUAAGAACAAUUAGGAAAAGAUAUGGCUCAAAAAUCUCUAAAAAAAACGCAGAACUUGGGCGAAUUCUACACGGCACUUUCAAGCCGGGAAGCUUGAAAUUUGCAUUUUCCGCAAAAAAUUCCUUUUCGAAAUCAAAUAUUAAAAUUUUUGUCGAAGGGCGACUUGUGAACAACAAUGCACAAAUUGCAGGUUCUGGCCGAGGAAAAAGAAAAACCGACUAUUGAGGCUCAACUCGAUCCUUCAAUUUACCUGCGAGCUGGAGGAGUUAGUCUUCUUUUUCCCAUAAAAGGCAACAAACGAAAAGCCUCUCUGUGCAUUGGGAUGGAACGUAUCAUUUCAUAUGAUUUUUAUUUUCAUUUUUCGCGCGAUUCGUGUUACCGAGUACAAAAAUUUGGGAGAGCAGAGCGAACUAUUCUUUCAAAAAAAUGGAAUUAAAGAAAAAUAUUUGAAGACAAUGGGGUCUUUUUCGAUAACUAAAGGAUUUCAAGGACUCGAUGCGACCGUCAAUGGGCCUCUAUCCACAGCAACAGGCCGGAAUGAUGAUGCCAUGUAAGGCUUUUGUUCAGAUUCAUUUGACCUCCCUAAUCCUCCCUAUUCAUCUUUCAUCUUCCUUUAGAUCUCCCGGUCUUAAAAUAACGGGAAGCAUGACAUUCCUUUGUAGUGAGACAUCAGCUGAAGCAGAUUGAAUGACGCAUUCAAGUUUUCAAAGAAAAGAAAGAUUUCCAAUUGACAGAAGAUCAAAGUGUCAAAUAUUUUGCUUUGCGACAAAAAAUGAAAGAAAAAACGAAUUGAAGAGAAUUUGAGUCAUAGAAACUGAUGAUUACACCAAAGUUCACUCUUAUUGAACAAAAAAAAUUUUUAAAAAGUGGAAAAAAGGGGAUUUUGAGCGAGCUUCUCGUUCAACUGCCGCUGCACCUCACGAACUCCCAACGCCAACGCUCCGCCCCCAAUCGACGCCAAUCAGAUGGCCCAACAGCAAAUUAUUCAGCUUCAGGUUCGCAUCAAAAUCGUAUUUUCAGAUUUUUCGAUAUAUUUUCCCUGUUGGGGUUCCGGCGGAUUCGCGAACUCCCAAAGACCUAGAAGAAAAUCCAUAAAUGCGCUGAAACGAUUUUUUUUUUCAAUAUCCUGAAACUUGGCGAGGUGAACCGUUGUGGAGAUCAUCAAAGUUUCAACCCACAAAACUUUUCGAUUUUUAAGAAAAAAGGCUCGAGGUCCCAUAAUUCCUUUUAUAUUCACAAACAAAUAUGCUCCACAGAAUAGACCCGCGGAAUUCAAACUUUUGAAGUUCCUCACACAUAAGUAAGCUUCAACUUGAAGUUUUGAGAAAACAGCAUUGUUUUGAGGAAUUCUUGAGAAGACUAACACAAUUUUAAAAAAAUAAGCAUUCUUCGUUAUCCAAAAACUCAGUUCUCACAAAACGCGUUUUCACGGCUACGUAGACAGAAGCGAACGUUUAGAAUAAUUCAGAAGGAAUUUAUUGAAGCACAUAAUUUUGCGAAGUUCAUUGCUUUUUAACUGAGCAAGUGAAUGGAAUUUUGAAAGUUCAGGAACAAGUGCGGAGGCAGCAAGAAAUAAUCAACCGUCAGGCCGCCAACAGGAACGGCGGCGUGGAAACUCUGGGUUGGCAUUCCUGAAACUGAUUUUUUAAAGAACACAGAUUUCUUUACUCUAGCGCUUGAAUGGCAAUAUCCCUAACCAUGGAUUUUCGUAGACAUGAUAUCAUUUUUAUAACACGAUUUUUUAUUUUAUCCAAAUAUAUAUCAAGAUUUCAAAGACCAAAAAUAGUCUUUAAUCGUGUCUUCAAUUAAGGAUUUGCAGCACAACUUUUGCAAGCGGCCCAGUCCUUGGAUUGCACUUGCAGUAGCGAUCCUUCGAGUACUUCCGGGAAUCUUUACGGAUCGAAUGGUGGGACCCUCAAUUUUGAUUUUUCAGGCGAAAAAAAUUGAAAAAAAAACUGGAAAGCUCGAAAAAGCAACCUGAACUUGCUGAUGAUGAUGGCGGAGAUGAGCAUAGAACUGACUUUUUCUAAUAAAAUUUUUCUUUUCUCUUCUAAAGUUUUUUUGGUUUUUUAACUUUCAGUAGAGUGUGGUUUGAAUAGCUUAAAAUACUCUUAAGGGAACCUAACUUCAUAGGAAAAUUGAAAAAUUGUUUCCGCUAUGAAGUUUGGAUAUAUUGCAUGGGCCAUCUUCGAAUGAAACGGAUUAGUUCCUAAUUUUCCGUCAUUUUUUUUCUUUUUCUCACUUCACGGUAAAAGUCCCAAAGGACCUAAAAAAAAAGCAACCUUCGGAAAAAACCACACAUGCGCUUUUUUUUCUUGACUUUUUUCAGAUAAGGGCCUUUUGAAGAAGGAGGCGGAAAAGGUGAAAAAUGGAGGUUUCGAGAAACUUCAGAUACCUUUUUUAGGAACUCAAAAAGGAGCUUUAGUCUUUUUUGAGGCCUUCUGGAGGUCGCCUUGCCCGUGUGAAAAAAGAGAUUAAAUCCAUGGUUAUUCUUAGCUUCUGAGAUAAUAGUUCAUUUACAGCAAACACGCUAGGCGUCGGAAACGGGUUGAACAACGGCUUCGGACAGAAUGGAGCAGGUCAAGUUGGUCUGAACUCGCAGUUCGGAACUCUGGGCAACUCUCCAUCCGGCCUCGGCGGCGGCUCUUCUAUGAUGGGCAUGCAAGGAUUCCCAAAUUCUGGAGGUCUAAUCAGUAAUUCUUCUUUAUUAAAAUUGAGAAGAGCCAUCAAAUUCUAUGGUUUAUGAACAGCAAUACAGAUUUCAGAAAGUCCCACUUUUUUCAUAAAGAAUUACUAACUUGUUGUAAAAUAAUUAAUGAACUUUAUGAGUUACCAAAUUGAGUCAAGCUGUUACUAGAUGGAUUAUAAUUUAUCUUAUUUUCAUAUCUUUUAAGAAUUUUCAGGAUCACUUCAAGUCAAUUUCACCCUUCAUAGAACUCAAAAACUUUUAAUUUUUCCCGAAAACAUGUUUUUGUAGUUGAGAACCAUGAGCAAGUGAGCAAGCAAAUGUUUCAAUUAUCCCAGGAGUAGGGAUAAAUAACUUCAAAAGUUUUGAAAAGAUGUGGAAGUAAGUUCUAACUUCAGUCUAUCUAUGGUUAGUUAUCAAACAGAAUUCUAACUUUUUCAUGAGAAUUUUGAUUUCCAAUCUUCAAAGUCUUCAAAAACAAAACUUUCUUUACUAUUUUCAUCAAUGGAUCAUUCGAUGAGUCGACUAAUCGAUGAAGUUUUUUCAGCAUUCGGCUUUCCGGGUCAACUUCGAGGAUUGCCGCUGGCGUCUUUCGACAACCAACUCCGUCCGCUGGUCGAAGUCCCCUACGCCUCUCGUUUCCAUUGA
Messenger RNA from Caenorhabditis auriculariae, 3632 nucleotides. The record is from the annotation of a GenBank genome assembly. NCBI's taxonomy places the organism in Eukaryota, Metazoa, Nematoda, Chromadorea, Rhabditida, Rhabditidae.